This is a messenger RNA of Marchantia polymorpha subsp. ruderalis, 3112 nucleotides long. The record is from the annotation of a GenBank genome assembly. NCBI's taxonomy places the organism in Eukaryota, Viridiplantae, Streptophyta, Marchantiopsida, Marchantiales, Marchantiaceae.
AGUGCCAAUUUUUUCGCGCACGAAUUCUGCUUUUCACAAUCAUUUAUCACCUCAUCUGGUGGAACAACCGAUUGUGCGUCCGAGACCGAAAUCGGCUGCCCUUUAGCUCAUCGAGUGACAGCAUCAGCCACUGCUUGCGCUCUGUAAGAUAACAUUCUCCUCUGUCCUCCACUCCUGUUCGACUUUUGAUUACAUGUACUCGUGCCAAGUGCAUGCAUCCGUUGGACUCAUUUAUAGCAAGCACUUCCGUUCACUUGAAAAAAGUGCUGUCGGUUCUAAACUUAGGUCUAGAUUCAACCAAAAGUCUCCUCGAAGCUCGACUAUCGUUUCCUUUCUCUCAUGACACACUCAAACACGGAAUUCCGUUCCUUGCCCAAGCUUGGCCCAACGAUGGCAUCCCCAGUGUACAUUUCCUUGUCCGAGUCGGAGUAGCGCAAUGUCGAACAAUGAAAUUCGGAAACAGGAGUGAAAUAGUUAUGAUCGCGAGGGGACUAGACUCCACGAACAAUGUACUUCAGUCAUCGUCGUCAAGACAGCGUCCUCCACAAUUGUCACUUGCUUCGCUGUCUGCACGACGCGGAGCUUCCCGAAUUCCCUCGUGUGGAGUUGCAGCGCUCGCCGUCCUGACGGUGAUGUCUCUUUCAGAGUUUCGAAGCGAGACGAGAAGGGCCGACGAAUAAUUACAGGAGCCCCUAAAUUCAGACGACCGCCGCUGACAGCUCUCGCGAGGACGAGCGUCGCGCGAUGCCCUCUAGGGAGUUCAUGCCAUCUCGAAGCGAUGGACGAAACAGAGCGGAAUUGAAUGUGCAGGCGAUGCCAACAACGAAGGAGCGGAUGUCGUUUGUGACAAGAUCCAGUCGGUGACCGAAAUUCGGUUAGAAGCCGUGAUCCCUAUUUACCGCGAAUGAGUUCCUUCCCCAUUUGCUCGCAGGUCGAAUUUCAUCUACGAUUCUGCGAGGGACGAUCUCAGCAUCUUACGACGUUGUUCGGGCAAAUCGGAGGUCCGCGUGAAGCGAAAGAGUCUUGUCGCCAUCGACGUGCGAAGUGUGUCGCUAUGGGAGAGGUCAGUAUCGGAAGCUGUGCCCGUCCGUAGUCCUCAGGAAAAAUUUCUCUUGUGUGAAUGGAUGCUUACUGAGUUUGACAUAGUCUCGAUUCGAUGGAGGCGAAUUCACCUGUCGGCUUCCGUAGUGCCAUCGACUGCUGCUCUACGAGCAAUUGUAGGACAAUAUCGUUUGCUCGUGCCUCUAUUUACGCAAUUUGACAUAUGCUCGUUGCCGUUCGAACAUCGUGUCGAUCUCUUAUCUCUCUUCUUCCAAGAGGCCGGGAUCUCGUGAGAGUCCAAUCGUUCCAGGCAGGUUCACAUCGAGGGAACACAGAUUGCUCGAUAAUGUAUCACAUGGGCCCCCUGGGAGCUUCAAGGUCUGUCCAUUGCUACCGCUGAUUGUGGUCGAGUCUGAGUUUCUCGAGCGAGAUUGCCAACCCUGUAGCGAAGGCCAUGUUGACUGUCCGAAGAGCCGUGAUCGAAGGACGAGCAUUACUUUCUCGGAGGCUAGCGGGAUUUGGUAAUGAAUCGACCAGCCACGAAAUACGAAGCUUCUCACAGAACUUGAGAAGUUUCAGCCGCAAAUCUGGUGAUGACUUCGUUGAUGACUUCAACAAGGAGCUGGAGGUUGUUUUCGGGCGAUCCCUAGACAGCCCUUCCCAAUGGGGAGAGCUGGUAGCGAGUGAGAAUCUGAAUGCUGGUCUGUCGAUGCAUCGACAGUUCUCCGAUGACGAUCUCUCAUCAGAAUCGAGCAAUUUAGAUGAGGGUGUUUUCAGGCUGAACGCUCUCACUCAUGUCGAUGGAUCUGGGAAAGCCUCGAUGGUCAAUGUUGUGGAGAAGCAGGACACAAAGCGGGUGGCAGUUGCCUCGGGUAAGGUGUUCUUGGGCCCGACUGCGUUCCAGCUGGUGGCUGAAAACAACAUCGCCAAGGGAGAUGUGCUGACAGUGGCCAAGAUUGCUGGGAUUCAAGGAGCCAAGCAGACCAGCAGCCUGAUCCCUCUUUGCCACAACAUACUGCUCAGUGGGGUGGAUGUGUCCCUGACUUUAAACGAGCCACUCCACGCGGUCGACAUCAGAGCAGAAGCCACUGCUGCGGGCCCGACUGGUGUGGAGAUGGAAGCUCUGACGGCAGUGUCUGUUGCCAGCCUCACAGUUUAUGACAUGUGCAAGGCCGUAUCCAAGAACAUCAGAAUUGGCAAUGUGCAGCUGGAGUCCAAGACCGGUGGCAAGAGUGGAGACUGGUACAGGGACUGAGUAGUGUGGAUAUCAUCUUCUUGCCUUCCUCCUGCUUCUGCUUCUGCUUCAGGCCCACAGGCAGCGUCCGCCAUGGCCUCGUUGUCGUUGUUGCACGUCCUGCCAGUGUGUGUAGCUUAAAUGUACACUUUGUGAGGAAGACUAUGUCGACUGUUUUGGCACCUCCCAGUGUUUCACCCGCCGGUUUCAUCCUGAAGGUCCGCAUAAGUCCUCCAUAGUUGGUCCAAUUCCACGCGAUUCCACUCGUUUGAAGCUAGUCAGGAAGAAGAUCAAACUAUUCAGCUUUACAGGAACAUGCAUUACAUGGAGUCAGGCAAUUGCUAGUUUUCUUCGUAGUCAGUGUAGAAGAAUGGCAAGGUCAAGAAGGCAGCUGAGAACGGGCUAGUUCCGCGGAUUGGUUCGAGGUUCUCAAUCUUCUAAUACAAUAAUCGUGCAGAUGUCUUGCCUUCUAUUUGUGUCAUCUAGUCUGUGUGUCAAGGUUAGUGAUUUGACGGGAGGUUCUCCCGAUCACGAUCUGCUGCUUGCUACUCUCGUAACGAAAUAUAUUGCAGCGGGUUAUACAGCUUGUGAGCAGUGACUAGAAUGAGGACAUUGUUCUGACACUGCUUCAGCAGUGCGCAUGGGCAGACGAAGAAGGAAUUCAUGCAAAGCGGAGUUGCUCAGAGAAUCUGGACGGUGGUUAUGCAAGACAAGUUGGAAUGGAGUUCGUAAUAGUCUACGAUGGCUACAGUCCAUCUUGUCAUACUACCCUGAAACAAGUUGACUCGAUUACUAACUCGACAGACUACUAGGUUGCAAAUGGAUUUCCCCUUCGUG